ACCACCCCAGCAGUUUUUCUCCAGUCCCUGGGGCCGUUGCGCUUGAAUUAGACAGGAUUAAAGGCUUACUGGAGCUGGAAGCCUCACCCCAGCUCCCAAGUUGAGCCCCAGACCUUCUGUCUGCCUACUGAGAAGGACGAAGGAGGAAGGCAGAAGCACAGAGCAGAGCUUUGGCCUUGCACAGUCAAGGGGGCUUUUGUUCAGGAGUCCUGGGUCACCAGGACUAAGCCUCCUGGGGAUCCCCACCAUGAGAGAAUGGCUCUUGGUCCUGUCCAUGCUGUUCUAUGGACUGGCUGGCCCCACGCUCCUGUUCCAGCCGAGCCUCGUGCUGGAUAUGGCCAAGAUCCUCUUGGAUAACUACUGCUUCCCAGAGAACUUGAUGGGGAUGCAGGCAGCCAUCGAGCAGGCCAUGAAGAGUGAUGAGAUUCUGAGCAUCUCAGACCCUCAGACGCUGGCCCAUGUGCUGACAGUUGGUAUGCAGAACUCCUUGAAUGACCCGCGUCUGAUCAUCUCCUAUGAGCCCAGCAUUCCAGAGGCUCCCCAGCAAGCCCCAGCUCUCACCAACCUCACACUAGAGGAACUACUUUCUGGGUUGCAGACAAACAUCCACUAUGAGAUCCUGGAAGGCAAUGUGGGCUACCUGCAGGUGAAUGACAUCCCGGGCCAGGAAGUGCUGAGCAAGCUUGGGGGAUUCUUGGUGGAACACAUGUGGAGUAAGCUUAUGGGCACCUCUGCGUUGGUGCUGGAUCUCCGACACUGCACUCGGGGCCACAUCUCUGGUAUCCCCUAUAUCAUCUCCUACCUGAAUCCUGGGAACACUGUCUUGCAUGUGGAUACCAUCUAUGACCGCCCCUCCAAUACUACCACAGAGAUCUGGACCCUGCCAGAGGUUCUAGGAGAGAAGUACAGUGCAGACAAAGAUGUGGUGGUCCUCACCAGUGGACGCACUGGGGGUGUGGCUGAGGACAUCGCGUACAUCCUCAAGCAGAUGCGCAGGGCCAUUGUGGUGGGUGAGCGGACUGAGGGGGGUGCCCUGGACCUCCAGAAGCUGAGGGUAGGCCAGUCCAAUUUCUUUCUCACUGUACCUGUGUCCAGGUCCCUGGGACCCCUGGGUGGAGGCAGCCAAACGUGGGAAGGCAGUGGAGUGCUGCCCUGUGUGGGAACACCAGCUGAGCAAGCCUUGGAGAAAGCCCUGGCCAUCCUCACCCUGCGCCGUGCCCUGCCUGGUAUUGUCCGUCAUCUGCAAGAGGCCCUGCAGGACUACUAUACCUUGGUGGACCGUGUGCCAGCCCUGCUGCACCACCUGGCCAGCAUGGACUACUCUGCAGUGGUCUCAGAAGAGGAUCUGGUCACUAAGCUCAAUGCCGGCCUGCAGGCUGUGUCUGAGGACCCCAGGCUUGUGGUGCGGGCUGUUGGGCCCAAAGAAACCUCUUCUGGGCCUGAGACUGAAGUUGAUGAUACCCUAGUUGCAGCCCCUGAGGUGCCUGAGUUGCCCCAGGAUGAUGCUGCCCGGCAAGCGGUGGUGAACUCUGUAUUUCAGGUGUCAGUGCUGCCAGGUAACGUGGGUUACAUGCGCUUUGAUGGAUUUCCAGAUGCCUCUGUGCUGGGGGCACUAGCCCCCUAUGUACUACACCAAGUGUGGGAACCCCUGCAGGACACAGAGCACCUCAUCAUGGACUUGCGCCAUAAUCCCGGGGGACCAUCCUCGGCGGUGCCUCUUCUGCUGUCCUACUUCCAGGGGCCAGAGGAAGGCUCUGUGCGCCUCUUCACCACCUAUGACCGCAGGACCAAUGUCACACAGGAGCACUUCAGCAGCAGCGAGCUGCUGGGCCCACGCUAUGGAAACCAGCGCGGGGUGUACUUGCUCACCAGCCACCGUACUGCCACUGCAGCUGAGGAGUUCGCCUUCCUCAUGCAGUCCCUGGGCUGGGCCACUCUGGUGGGCGAGAUCACUGCGGGCAGCCUGCUGCACACCUGCACUGUGCCACUGCUGGAUACGCCUGAAGGAGGUCUGGUGCUCACUGUGCCAGUGCUAACUUUCAUUGACAACCAUGGUGAGAGCUGGCUGGGUGGCGGCGUGGUGCCUGAUGCCAUCGUACUGGCUGAGGAGGCCCUGGACAGAGCCCAGGAAGUGCUGGAGUUCCAUCGCAGCUUGGGAGCCUUGGUGGAGGGCACAGGGCACCUGCUGGAGGCCCAUUAUGCACGGCCAGAGGUUGUGGAGCAGAUGGUGUCUCUGCUGCGAGCCAAGCUGGCUCAUGGGGCCUACCGCACGGCCGUGGACUUGGAAUCGCUGGCCUCGCAGCUCACUGCGGACCUGCAGGAAGUGUCUGAGGACCACCGCCUGCUGGUGUUCCACAGUCCUGGUGAGCUGGUGGCUGAGGAGGUGCCCUUGCCACCCCCUGUUGUCCCCUCUCCAGAGGAGCUCUCCUACCUCAUCGAGGCCCUGUUCAAGUCAGAGGUGCUACCUGGCCGGUUGGGCUACCUACGAUUCGAUGCCAUGGCUGAGCUGGAGACGGUAAGGGCCAUCGGGCCACAGCUGGUUAGGCUGGUGUGGCAGCCGGUGGUAGACACAGCCGCGCUAGUUAUUGACCUGCGCUACAACACUGGCAGCUACUCCUCGGCUCUGCCACUGCUGUGUUCCUACUUCUUUGAGGCAGAGCCCCGCCAGCACCUCUACUCCAUCUUUGAUAGGGCCACCUCAAAGGUCAUGGAGAUGUGGACGGUGCCCCAGGUUACCGGGCAGCGUUACGACCCCCACAAGGACCUCUACAUACUGAUGAGCCACACCAGUGGGUCUGCGGCAGAGGCCUUUGCUCACACCAUGCAGGACCUGCAGCGGGCCACAGUCAUUGGGGAGCCCACAGCCGGAGGGGCACUCUCAGUGGGCAUCUACCAGGUGGGCAGCAGCCCCUUAUAUGCCUCCAUGCCCACCCAGAUGGCCCUGAGUGCCACCACUGGUGAGGCCUGGGACCUGGCUGGUGUGGAACCUGACAUCAUUGUGCCCGCAAGCGAGGCCCUCUCCACAGCCCAGGAUAUAGUGGCUCUGCGUGCCAAGGUACCCACAGUGCUGCAGACAGCUGGGAAGCUUGUAGCUGAUAACUACGCCUCCCCUGAGCUGGGGGCCAAGAUGGCUGCCAAGCUGAGUGGUCUCCAGAGUCGCUAUGCAAGGGUGACCUCAGAAGGGUCCCUAGCUGAGAUGCUAGGGGCUGAUCUGCAGCUGCUUUCUGGGGACCCACACCUGAAGACAGCCCAUAUCCCUGAGGAUGCAAAGGACCGCAUUCCUGGAAUUGUACCUAUGCAGAUCCCUUCUCCAGAAGUCUUUGCAGACUUGAUCAAGUUUUCUUUCCACACUAAUGUGCUGGAGGACAACAUUGGCUACCUGAGGUUUGACAUGUUUGGGGACUGUGAGCUGCUCACCCAGGUCUCUGAGCUGCUGGUGGAACACAUCUGGAAAAAGAUUGUGCACACAGAUGCCAUGAUUAUCGACAUGAGGUUCAACAUUGGUGGCCCCACCUCCUCCAUUGCUGCCCUGUGCUCCUACUUCUUUGAUGAAGGCCCUCCAGUUCUGCUUGACAAGAUCUACAGCAGGCCCAAUGACUCUGUCAGUGAACUCUGGACCCACACUCGUCUUGCAGGUGAACGCUAUGGCUCCAAAAAAAAUGUGAUCAUCCUGACCAGUGGUUUAACAGCUGGUGCUGCGGAGGAAUUUACCUACAUAAUGAAGAGGCUGGGCCGGGCCCUGGUCAUUGGGGAGGUGACCAGUGGGGGUUGCCAGCCACCGCAGACCUACCACGUGGACGACACCCACCUCUACAUCACCAUCCCCACAGCCCGCUCUGUGGGAGCUGCAGAUGGCAGCUCCUGGGAGGGAGUAGGAGUGACACCCCAUGUGCUGGUGCCAGCAGACCUGGCCCUAACCAGAGCCAAGGAGAGGCUCCAGCACAUUCUGAGAGGGUGAGGUGGAGCCGGGGUCUGUGGGAGGACCCCCAUGGGCAGAGCUCUGGGUGGGUAAGAACUCUGGGUCUGCCUGAGGCUCCAGGGGCAGCUCAGAGACCUCCUGUGUUCUGGUUAGUCUUAGAGUAGGAGGAACCUUUAGGGCUCAUCCAUCUGACAUCCUCAUCACUGCACCAAUCCUCUCUGCUUAGAUUCUGCCCCCGACCCCCCCGCUGCCACCCAUGGAAAGCUCACCCCCUUUACAGGCAAGUCCAGAUCCAUUCUCUCACCCAGCUUCCCAAUCCCUGUACCUUGGUCUUCAUGCUGUCACCAAGAGCAGCCUCACCAGUAGAAUACAUGAAUCACAGAUGAAAGAUAUUCACAUUUCCUGGUAGCCACAUUUUUAAAAAGUAAAAAGAAACAGGUGAUUAAUUGUAACUGUAUUCUAAUACUGCAGGUUCUCCUCCCUGUACGGUGGUUUAUAUCAUGAUAAGCAAAAUGUGAGUCGAAAAUAUUGCAAGUUAAAAUGCAUUUAAUGUCCAGAUAAACCUAUUACAAAGACAAAAACCAUAAGUGGAACCGUAGUAAGUCAGAGACCAUCUACAUAUUUUAUUUAACCCACUAUAUCCAGGGUGGUAUGGAUUUACCACAUAAUUAAUAUAGAAAUGAUACUGAAUAUGAUGUUUUUGUACAAGGUCUUUGAAAUGUGGUAGGUAGUGUGUACUUAUAGGACAUCUCCAGGUUUCUAGUGCUCAGCUUGUGACUCCCUUGUGGGAUGACACAAGCCAUAAGCUUAGGAGCCUGGCUCCUGCUGCACACUGUCCCUGCUAGAGUAAGAGAGGCCAUGGCCAGUGUCUUGUUGUGGGGGUUCUUCCUGCUGAGGAGGUGUAAGCCACCUGAGAAAUAAAAGUCUAGAAUAGUUAGUUAAGAACAAAAAACAUGGAGUCAGAAAUAUAUUUCCAAAGCCCCUGAUAGGUUUAGUCCACAGGGGUGCUGGAACUAGACAAAGGAAAGAUGGCUCUGGUGGUUUAUUUAAGGGGGUACAUCAAAGGCUGGGAUAAGGUUUUAAGGGUGAAGUCUUGCUUCUUGAUGUCUUGCAGUCAGCAGGCUGAUUGGCAUCCUGGCAGGUCACACCCAUCUCAUGUGUGGGAUAGGAAUUCACAAUGUCCCUGCGUAAUUGACCAGAGGAAAUGUCACUGGUCAUUCCCAGACACCAGAUGUUUCUAUCCACUAGGCUUCGAUGCAUGAUGACCCACACACAACCCAUGGAUGGCUCGUGACAUUAGAGCACCUCCCACACUGCUCAAAAGUCAUUUUCUACUAUGUAGCCCUCAAACUCAGGCAAUGUCCUACUCAAUCUUAGUCUCUGAUGCCUGGCAGCCAGCAGGGCAUCUGGCAGAAAUGUCGGAUAAACAACGAUUACACGUGAAUGUCAGGAUGCACAGAGAGCAAGAUUACAUUGCCCUCCACAUUCAUCCCUCAGACACUUGAACCAAGUGAGCCCAGGGAGGGAUGUAGGGAGCUCAGGGGUGACCUGGGAAGAUGAUGCCCUUGGUGGUGUCUUAGGAGCUAUACAACCCUGCCCUACUGGAGUGAGGAGGGACUCAGAAGUGAGAACUCUCCAAGGCCCUGCCCACAGUUCUGGUGGAGGUGAAGCAGAAAGUGUUGAGGAAAGUUCCAGCCCCCAGUCAAUGCCUUGGGAGCCCAGGGCCCCAGGACUGCUCAGCGAAGGUAAUGCACAGGUAUCAUCUGGCCUUGGCAUCAGGGUCAAGUCAGACUCCAGCAGCGCAGGCUCUGCUAGACCAACAAACCUCCCCCUAGACAGUUUCUCACAGAGCACCAGGCACAACCCUGCUUCCCUAGCUCCUUCCAGAGACCCCCAAAGGAUAUGAAAUCUGGGCAAACCACCAAGCCAAGCACCUCACUAAUACUUCAGGGAUUUCAACAGGGCAACUAUAAAACUCACCUCUUUAUACUCUGCCCAUUCUAAGACAAGAUUUCAUUGCAGUUCCUUGUUCUACAUUCAGAUAAGAUUAAGUGUAACAGUUGAUUCUUAGUAGUAACGUGUAUAAUAUGAUCUCAAUUUCUUCCUCACUAAACCUAUGACUCUCCAGGUGAAUGAGUGACUGCUCUACAGUAUUUAUGUACGUAAAUUCUAGUGCUUCUCUCUCUUUCUUCCCCUUUCUGUUUUUCAUAUAUAUAAGUGGCUCUCUGAAAAUUAACUGAAUUUCAGCAAUGGCUCCUUCUAGGUGGCAGAAUUUGGGAUGGUAUUUUUGCCUAUCUUCUUAAUUCUUUGCUCCAUUUCUUGAAUCCUCAUAAUGAGCACAUGUCAUUAUUUUCAGAUGCAGCAGUCAUUAUUCCGAAGACAUUAAAAUUAAUGGUAAAACUGA
Molecule: messenger RNA, 6323 nt
Organism: Marmota monax (woodchuck)
Lineage: Eukaryota; Metazoa; Chordata; Mammalia; Rodentia; Sciuridae
Gene: Rbp3
Product: retinol binding protein 3
Exons: 4
Coding region: 248-3958 (1236 amino acids)
Biological process (GO): proteolysis
Molecular function (GO): serine-type peptidase activity
Source: RefSeq, a predicted model, not a curated record